AUGCAGACCAUGUGGGCAAUGUUGAUCUGCCUGGCUGGAGGGCAGUUUGCAACUGCCACACUCUGCAGAACCUAUGGCACCAUCCCAGGCAUCCCAGGGUCACCAGGACAGCCUGGCAGCAAUGGCAGAGAUGGUGCGAAUGGCCUAAAGGGAGAGCAAGGUCCCCCUGGCCAAGUGGAGCACGAAGGAGACAUGGGGGAGAAGGGAGACCCAGGAGAACCAGGGCACCCUGGGAAGAUCGGCCCCAAGGGCCCUGCGGGUUCAAAGGGGUUACCAGGUCCCAUGGGACCCCCUGGCCCUCCAGGGGACUCUGGUGACUACAAGGCCACCCUCAAGUCUGCAUUCUCUGCUGCCAGGACCCUCAGCUCCUACCCACGCCGGGAGCAGCCCAUCCGCUUCGACCGCAUCAUCACCAACGAGAAGGGCCACUAUGAGAACCGGUAUGGCCGCUUCACCUGCCGGGUCCCAGGCAUCUACUACUUCACCUACCAUGUCACCUCCAGGGGCAACCUGUGCCUCAAUGUGAAAAAGGGCCGGGGUGGUAGCCGGGGUGAGAAGGUGGUGACCUUCUGUGACUACGUGCAUAGCAGCUACCAGGUCACCACAGGUGGUGUGGUCCUCAAGGUGUCAGCAAACGAGUCCGUCUGGCUGGAGCCAACUGAGAAGAAUUCCCUGGUGGGGAUCGAAGGGUCCGACAGCAUCUUCUCCGGCUUCCUCAUCUUCCCUGAGCCUUAG
Cariama cristata (Red-legged seriema) is the source of this 735-nucleotide messenger RNA. It is a transcript of the gene C1QB, whose product is annotated as complement component 1, q subcomponent, B chain. Bases 1 to 735 code for a protein of 244 amino acids. Gene Ontology annotation, molecular function: protein binding. The transcript is spliced from 2 exons. The record is from RefSeq and is a predicted model, not a curated record. NCBI's taxonomy places the organism in Eukaryota, Metazoa, Chordata, Aves, Cariamiformes, Cariamidae.